Dothidotthia symphoricarpi CBS 119687 is the source of this 459-nucleotide messenger RNA. RefSeq lists its product as uncharacterized. The record is from RefSeq and is a predicted model, not a curated record. Bases 1 to 459 code for a protein of 152 amino acids. The transcript is spliced from 18 exons. NCBI's taxonomy places the organism in Eukaryota, Fungi, Ascomycota, Dothideomycetes, Pleosporales, Dothidotthiaceae.
AUGCUGUAUACUAUACCUAGCCUAGUAAUAAGAGGAAUACCUUACGUACCCUUAAUAUUAGGCUAUAAAAAGGCCCUACUAACUAGAGCUAGUUAUAAAAGAGGUAUACUAGCUAAAGUUAUAGCUCUUAUAGUAGUAGAGAAUAAAGUUAAUCUCCUUACUAAGUACAGCGCUAUUAAUAGUAGCUUACUGUAUACGCUAAUAAAGGCCUACUACCUUAUUCUCUAUUAUAGAGUAGAGCUACUAGAUACUAGUAAACCUCUACUAUUAACUAUAAUAAGAGCUAGUACCUCUAUCUUCUCUUCUACUCUAAACGCUAACUUAAGAGGUAGUAGAGCUAGGGUAGAGAGGAUUAUACUUAGUAUUAAGAUAAGAACUAGGCCUUUAGCUUAUAUUAUACUAUACUAUCUAUUAAAAAAGGUUAAGUUACUAAGUAGAAAGAAGACGUUAGAAAGGUAG